Molecule: messenger RNA, 4716 nt
Organism: Pomacea canaliculata
Lineage: Eukaryota; Metazoa; Mollusca; Gastropoda; Architaenioglossa; Ampullariidae
Product: UDP-D-xylose:L-fucose alpha-1,3-D-xylosyltransferase 3-like
Exons: 5
Coding region: 1165-2271 (368 amino acids)
Cellular component (GO): Golgi apparatus
Molecular function (GO): glycosyltransferase activity
Source: RefSeq, a predicted model, not a curated record
CGUCAGCCUCGUUACCAACUCUGGCUUAUGCCUGGUAGCUCUUCACACUGCGGAGUCAGGAUUAGACCACGAUGACGUCACGUAGCAUUGAUCUCUAAUUAUGAUAAGCACUGUCAGGGUCAUCGAUGAGACAUCGAAAGUCGCCACUACUGGCUCGUUUAGUAGGAAUGUUGAGUCACAGUAUUAUCAGGCUCACCUAACCCGGUCUCAGCUCUGGGUUAUCGUUCAUGCUCUACGUGAAUACCACUCAAGCUUUUAAUGUCGCUUGGCUCACAUGUAAGCUCUGCGAAGCUUCUAGAAAGCAUACAGAGGGAUACAGAAAGCUAGAGGUAUACAGCUUGGACUCAAGAAAAAAUAUGAUUAGAGGAAGGAAGAAUUAAAAAAAAGCUUGCAGAAAAAAAAGGAAUCUGUCGUGAUGGUUAUGCCACUGUGAAACUUUUCAGCAACGCAUUUAUUAAACUUGUGCGAAUUCUGGUAAAUGAGAUACGUGGAAGCUUUCAAAGUGUUUACAUUGACUGUCAAAAUCCUAACCGUCAAUUGAAAAAAAAAAAGAAAAAAGAAAAAAAAACCUCAAUGUUUCUACGAUGAGAUUUGAACGAGAAACGUUCCGAUUCUCACUGAACUGACAAACAGCCAAAGGAGAUGGUGCUAGGCUGUUUGUAACGCGCCGACAAAGCGUCACGUGACUCACCCUACAGUUAGCAGCAGUGUCUUCCGCGCGCUUGGCACUCAGCUACUACGUCAUGUACACGUACAUAACAACAGCGCGUGGGGUCACUCGCAGAGAAAGUGGCCUUGAACCCAAAGUAAGCGCCAUUGUAGUUAGGUGUCAUUCCACAAGCUCAGCCAUCUGCAGCAUCCUUUUUUUUUUUUCGUUUUAUUUUUUUGAUAAGGAAGUCCACUCGCGCAUGCGCAAUAGGCUAUCAAGAACGGCGUCGAUCGAUAUUUCCGGUGGGCAUCAUGGCUCGAAUGUGAUGCCAGACCGGCAUGCGCGUGCUGCUGCAGCUGCUGUUUCUCGCUCCUGCGAUGCUGACAGGGAGGCAAGGGACUGCGGGAGGGUGCGGCGAACUGAAGUGAAGCAGAAUCUGUGUAGCUGAGCAUCCUGGCUCUCCGAACACCCGGCGCCGCCACCCGCAUCUGUCUUCUACUCAUCGGACAGAGUCGAUGGCUCUGCUUAUUACUGACCUGCGGCGAAUGAAGCCCAGUGAGACCAACCCCGGGCCCUGGAGAAGAAAAUGCUGCAGUAACUCCAUCCAGACCAAGCUGCUGCUUCUUCUCAUCAUCGGCUUCCUCAGCGCCUCUCUCUACGUCCUCUACGUUGGGCAUUCGGCGUCUUGUCAGCAGACCAAGAAAACUGACCACGUGAUUAAUACACAAGCAUACACGACAGGAAGUGACCUUACUCUCUCACACGUCGUUACCGCCGCCAGGUCCCUGCUGCAGCAGCAACCCCUGCUGGUGACCUUCAUCAACGACGGUUACCUGCCCUUGACCUACAACUGGCUGUGCCACACCAAACGUUUCCCGGGGCUACACGCCAGCAUCCUCUUCCUCACGGAAAACGAGUCCACGCGCAGUCAUGUGCAACAGUCCUGGCCAACCAUCCGCAGCGAGGUUGUGACCCACGCUAACCUCAGCCUGGGCGGCAACCUGGUGUUCAGCACGGCGGGUUAUCUCCGCCUGAUGGCAUUGCGGACUAAAACUUUGAACGAGUUGCUGCAGAGCGGCUUGAACGUCUUUCUUUUCGAGACGGACUUCAUCUGGUUUGACAAUCCGCUGCCGGACUUUCUCAGCCUGGCGGACAAGCACGACCUGGACCUGGUCGGAACAAAGCCCUGGGCCAAUGACGUCAUAUGUGGGGCUUUCAUCUACUUCCGCAACACUCCACGCACGCGCGAGGUCUGGGCGGAAGUGACACGGCAGAUGACCGUGUUGGAGUCCCGCAUCGAGUCACUGGAUAGAAACAGAGGGUUACCGGAAAAAGAACAUGAGCAAGCAUAUCUGAGUAAUUUACUCAAACACCAUUAUCACGGAGUGCGGUACGGACUGGUCGACUACAACACGACGGUGGCGGAUGGCAAGUGGUACGAGAUGGACGACCACAAGAGGGAAGCCAUCAGACCCAAGGCCGUGCACAACAACUGGAUCCGCACCAACAUGAUGAAGGUCCAACGCUUCCAGGAGUUCGGACAGUGGGUCUUGAAGUCCGACAACUCGUGUGACGAGGGCAAGGUGGACGAGAUGCUGUCCUCCUGGUUCCAAAGGUUGUGAAGGUUAAGUGUUGUAAAAUCAGAAAGGCUGUGCGGUGCGAGAUUCGUUAUUAAUGCUGACAAAUUCACUUAUUUGUUUACCUCAUCUCUUGACUACUUUACUCCAAGUUAGCUCUGGGCGCGAUGAGGCAAGAAAACACAUUAUCUACCUUUAUAAAGUUAGAACAACAUUUUGUGUUUUGGGGAGUAGUACGAUGGACUUCUGUUUGCCAAAACUUGGCAACAGCGACUACAGACAAACUCUUGGCUUUGAGUGAUGCACAUGUGAAGAAGUUUGAAUUGUUUAUUUUUGUUUGUUGGUUUGCUUAUCAUAAUAUGUGCUCCAGCUGUCUAAGAAAAAUCCAAAAGUGGGCCCCACCUCUCACCAAAAAAAAAAAAAAUAAAAAAUGGACAAAUGUCUACAUGUGAGGUGAUAGGCAUUGCAUUUAGUGGACACAGGGAACUUAAUUUCACUUUACAUGUAACUACAGAACAUUUUAUCAAGAGAAGCUUCUUUGUACUUGUGUAGGUAUUUACUCAAAGGGGUUUUCUUUCUUUCAGCGUAUGAUCUCGCCGUGCAUUUCAUGCGUAAGCUCGAUGCCUCUAUAACUGAGUGUUAGUCUCAGCUUGAAUCAAACAAGAAGCUAAAGUUCGGUAGCUAAAUAGUUUAGUCAUAGCCUGGCGAUGUGUGGAAGCUUCAUAUGUGGCAUUAUUUUAUGAGGUUAGCCACCUCUUUCCGAGAAAUUCUGAGACAAUGUGAAAGCUGGUUAACGCCGACAAAUAACUGCAAGCAGACGAUAUAAUAAUAAUAAUAAUAAUAAUAAUAAUAAUAAUAGCACAUUUGUAUAGCGCCUUUUUCCAUCGUCAGCGAGACUCAAAGCACUUACAUGCAAGCACAUCAUAAUUUAUACAUAUAAUUAUAUAGCAUAACAUUAAUUAAUAAUCAUAUGCCACUGACAGCAGAGUCGGAUAUAAAACUUGCCGCUAUUUCAGAAUUUUUAUAAACAGAUCUCAAAGUUAAAACUUGUUGACAAUACGCCCCGUCCCCGCUAACCCAUAAAAGAGACCGGAUGUAAAAAAGGGCGAUAAAACUACGCCAUAAAGGGACGUCAUCCACUGGCAGUGCUCCAGCGAUUAUCGUUCUGAUUGAUCUGAUGGUCCCCGGUGUGUCAUGAGUCAUUUUUUCACUCCAUUGACCUUUUUUUGAAUACCGUGUUCCGUGGGUCGCAUCAAUAGCAGUUAUUCCAGGUGUGUGUGUAUGUGUCUGUGUAUGUGUGUGUGUCUGUGCGAUUCUCUUUUUCGGAGACAUGGAUCACUGAUCUUCCACUCCAUCUCACAAGCUCUCUAUAAAUUGUCGAGAGUGGAAAGUCGUGUAAAAUGUGUAGAAAGGAAGUGUAAAUGUGUGUAAAGGUAGGUAAAGUGUUUGACAACGUACACGUCAUGUUUGAUAUCUGCUGUGGAAGUUCACUAGAACCAGCCGACUGUGGAUCAAAUUGUAGCCGUUAUAAACAUAUUAUUUUCAAGAGAUAUUAUGUGGGAAGCAAUUUAUGUUAUGAGACAGCCAUUGCGCAUGCUUCAACAAAAACGGAUGUGCCUCUUAACCAAGCAUUGACACAGGAUUGGUGGGACCACGAGAUCAGAGUCUCCAAUUUAUAGAAAUUAAAAGCCAUGCCAGUGGUAGGGAAUAUUUUAACUCUUUAAAAAAUCUCGUUUUAUUUAAUUUGCCUCAUAAGUGAACUCUUCCGGUUUUUUUGUUUGGUUGGUUGCUUUUUGGGGCUUUUCGAUCUCCUUCGAAGAUAGUCCGCAGAAUAACCGCAUAAUAACAUCCAUUGCGUUUUUGUCGAUCACGGUUCAAUCACAGUUCGUGUUUUUGAGUAAGAUGUUUUAAGCUUCAGUGUUCCUUUUCCACCGUCUAAUUUACUUGUAAGGAUGGCUUCCAUUCGUCUAAUGUGCUUGUAACAAUGGAGUACAGAGGUGUAAUGUGUUUGUAACAAUGAAUUACAGACGUCUAAUGUGAUUUUCUGGCGUGUAAUAUGCUUGUAUCGAUGGCUUUUCAUUGGCCAGCGACAUUCCAAAAUGACAUGUUCUAGAAUGUUUGUACAGAUAACUAAAGUUUAUUCCUUUAAACCAAGUGCUUCCUCCUUUUCCCUUUUAUUUUUCCAUAUUUCUUUAUAUUUUCUUCUCCCCUUGUUCCUUUUUUCUGUAUUCUUUUUUCACUCAUUUUAUUCUUUCUUAUUUGUUUAUUGUUUUCCUGCUUUAUUUUCCUUUUUUCCGUCCAUUCUUUCUUUCUCUAUAUUCAAAAUCUUUCUUUCCUUCAUCUCGGAGCUAGUGAACGUACAACGUUAUUUUUAACGGAAGACGCUUUUGGCGGUGAUGUUUGUUGAUUUUGCCAUUGUUUACUGUUCAACGCUAUGUCGUUCUGCUGAUGUGGCGACUUUUUGCCUAAAAUAAAGAUUAUUUGACUGCU